Liolophura sinensis is the source of this 3003-nucleotide messenger RNA. Its product is annotated as DNA polymerase epsilon subunit 2-like. Bases 1 to 1572 code for a protein of 523 amino acids. Gene Ontology annotation, biological process: DNA-templated DNA replication; error-prone translesion synthesis. The transcript has a single exon. Gene Ontology annotation, cellular component: epsilon DNA polymerase complex. The record is from RefSeq and is a predicted model, not a curated record. Lineage: Eukaryota; Metazoa; Mollusca; Polyplacophora; Chitonida; Chitonidae. Gene Ontology annotation, molecular function: DNA binding.
AUGGCUUCUCACGAGAAAAGCCGUAUCGUGAGUAAUUUUAAGAUGCAUGGUUUAACUCCUCGGAGUGAAGCCAGUAAGUACCUCGUUGAGGUGCUGGGUCCGCUAAGUCCCAAUGCUAGAGAGAAAUGGCUUGACAAGAUUAUCGAGUGUUUGCUGAAACAGUCGUUAAAAAGUGCCCUCGUAGACCGCGCAGCUUGCGAGGCAGCUGUGAAGGAAUGCAAUGCCGAACACAGUGACGAUAGUGAAAACGCCUUCUUGGUCAUCGAUGCUUUUUCGGUGCCUAGAUUUACUUACGUGUCUGCCAGAAAACGGUUCCUGCCAAAUAGUGAACUUGCCAUAGGGGCACCUACACUUCAUGGUUCCGCCAGUGAUAAAGUUAACCUGUUCAGGGAGCACUAUGCUAUCCUCCAUCAGCGCACUGCACGUCACGAGCUGUUCACACCACCGGCAGUUGGUACAGUCAAAGAGUUACAGAACCGGAAAUUCCAGCUUAAACCCAUCGAAUACCUGCUUGGAAGUUCGACAAAAAUGGGUGAGAUAAUAGUAUUGGGGAUGUUGUCACAGCUGAAGGAAGGCAAGUGGUUCUUGGAAGACCCAACUGGUGUGGUACAACUGGAUCUGUCAAAGGCGAACUUCCACAGUGGACUAUUCACAGAAAACUGUUUUGUAUUGGCAGAGGGAAAGUACGAAGAUGAAGUGUUCCAUGUUAAUGCAUUUGGUUUUCCACCACCAGAGCCCGCAAAACAAACCUGCUCUUUUUUUGGCAACAUUAAUUUCUUUGGAGGUCCAUCACCAACAAGUGCAAGGACAUCUGUUAAGUUGAAACAGCUGGAAGAAAAUGCUGAUUCUAUGCUAGUUUUUCUCUCAGAUGUCUGGCUGGAUGACACCAGAGUGAUGGAUAAGCUCAGAUUGCUUUUCUCUGGUUAUGCAGAAUUUCCUCCUACGUGUUUUGUUUUUUGUGGAAAUUUUCUGUCUGCAUCGUAUGGAAAUUCCCACAGUUCGAUUUUAAAGGAAAACUUGCAGAGCCUGGGCAAUCUUAUCAGUGAAUACAAGGAGCUUGUCGAAAACAGUAGAUUUGUUUUUGUUCCUGGUCCCAAUGAUUGUGGAAUGGCAACAAUACUUCCACGAACAGCCAUCCCAAGCUGUUUGACUACAGGAGUCACAAGUAAGUUGCCGACUGCUGUGUUUGCCAGUAACCCUUGCCGCAUCCAGUACUGCACGCAGGAGAUCGUUGUUUUCAGGGAGGACAUUGUAACAAAGAUGUGCCGUAACUGUGUCAAAUUUCCUACUGAUAACAAUAUUCCUUCCCAUUUCGCAAAGACAGUAAUUAGCCAGGGCCAUUUGUCGCCCUUGCCUCUGCAUGUGUCACCAGUGUACUGGGCCUACGAUAAUGCAUUGCGGAUCUAUCCACUGCCUGAUCUGAUUGUGUGUGCUGAUAAGUUUGACCCUUUCUAUGUGAUGCAGACAGACACAACAGUUAUGAACCCUGGCUCCUUCCCUCGUACAGGAUUUAGUUUCAAAGUGUAUUUGCCUGCUUCUAGACAGAUUGAGGACAGCAAGAUAGAAGAGUAGUGUUUCCUCUGCGCUACAUAGGUGACUGGACAGGUUGAUCUAGAAAUCAAAUGCCUGACCAUGAUUGGACUAGCUAGCGCCAGAGAGUUUUGCCCUUAAUUGAGUACUUAUUAAUUAAAGAAAAGACAAGAAGACAAUAUCAUCCAGACAAGGGUAACAGUUCUAUAUAAAAAUAUAUUUACUUGUUUGAUUUUAACCUUUCUAGAAUAUAGAAUAAAAUAUAUUUGAGAUGGGCACUGUUGACCAUAUGUGUAUCAAGGCAUCAAUGAUGCAAGAUAAUUUUUGAUAGUUUUUUGUGGUAUGUAUGCUGAUGAAAGUUCUCUGUCUUGUCUUUUCCUAUAGGAAUAGUUAUUAUUAAAGCCUUUGUUUGUAUGUGUCAUGGCAUGCGCAAUGUUGGACGAGUACUUGAAUCGACCUCUUCAUACUGUGAUACAGAUAAUUGAAAACUGGUGCAAAAUGAGAUUUUUCCUCAGCAAGAAACCUUGAAGUGUUCUAAAUUGUAAAGGUUGUUAGGCACUCCAGGUGAAUGUUUGGUUUAAGAUAUUAUUAAUCAGAACGUUUUUGAUGUGGAUAAUUCAUUAUCUUGGUACAGUGUAAUGCUAAGCCAAAAUAUGAUUCUCUGUGUGCCAUCAGUAAAGUACAUGUAUAUCCUAUGCACAGCUAGCCCAUUAGUUUCAUUAGAUUUUAAAAUCCAUAAAUUUAAUAUUUAUAUUUUUUUAUGCAAGCCGUCAAUCCGCCAGGUGCCCUUCAGUGAGUAUCACUGAGAUAAGCACAACUAGAAUUGGCUGAAUUUUGUGUGUUCUGGAAAAAAAUGUUUUCAUUCUAGGAUGAAACAAAUUAAGGUACAGGUAGUUUAAAAUUUGUGAAAGGCUUCUUUGUGAUUAGAUAAGAAAAAAUGAGUUUAGUUGGUGUGGUGAGAGGGAUGUGUCUAUGUCAUCUUCUGAGGACUUAUGUUUUAUAUGGCAAAAUUUUUAGCAUUCAUUGAAAUACAAUUUUUAGAAUGUGAACUAAGCUUUAGCACCAGGGCCCAGUUGUUCGAAAAUGUAUUAGCCAAAAAGUGUAACAGCAGCAGUUUAAGUUCAUAUGUAAGAUAAUGUUACACAAUGUUUUUUAGACCAAGUACAAAACUGAAGACUUGGUAUAAAGUUAAAUCUAAGUCUUAAACCACUGGUGAACAACCAGACCCUGAUCAUGAGAUGUGUACGAGGUCAUUUGCUCUGAGUAUUAUCAAGUGCUCUCUACUAAGGGUUAAGGAUAUUUCUCUGUAAACAUGUGCUGUAUUUUAUGUAUAAUUGUAAUGCAUGUUGUAAAAAUAUACACAUAUUAAUCAUUAUUAAAAAUUACAUCAUAACCUCCACACUCCUGUUUAUACAUAAGAAUUUGUAAGUAUGUAAAUUUUGACAUUUUCAAAUAGGCCUAUUAAAACUGCAU